Rosa rugosa (rugosa rose) is the source of this 941-nucleotide messenger RNA. RefSeq names its product cyclic phosphodiesterase-like. The record is from RefSeq and is a predicted model, not a curated record. Bases 184 to 765 code for a protein of 193 amino acids. Gene Ontology annotation, molecular function: 2',3'-cyclic-nucleotide 3'-phosphodiesterase activity. The transcript is spliced from 3 exons. Gene Ontology annotation, biological process: cyclic nucleotide metabolic process. NCBI's taxonomy places the organism in Eukaryota, Viridiplantae, Streptophyta, Magnoliopsida, Rosales, Rosaceae.
GGACUUCCUGAAAAAUGGGAUUCUAUUAAGCUCUCAAGAGCAAUGCUUCAAUCUCUUUCUUUCUAACCAUAAACUGUGAUCAUCUCAAAAGCAAGAAGCUCCUUCCUUCCUACUCGAAUAAUUUGUACUCUACGUCUUCCUCUUCACUUUCUUCUACGUUCAUUAUAUAUUCAAUUCGAUCUGAUGCCAAUUAGCCCUGAACAAGAAGCUCUUGAAGCGCAGAAGGAUGCGCAGGAAGUGCACAGGUAUGCGGUAUGGGGCCUCCUACCAGAGAAUGCGAACACAAGGAUCAAGAAGGUGAUGGAGGCGCUCCGGGAAGAAUUUGGUGGGCCGGAGAUCGAGCCCCACAUCACCAUAGUCGGAUCCUGCCUAAUGACGGAAGAUGAAGCGAUCGGCUCAUUUAGAGAAGGUUGUAACUCGGUCAAGCAAAUCUAUUGCAAAGUCGAAAACUUCGAGACUAGUAAAUUCUAUUUCCAGUGUCUUUCUCUCGUCAUGGAAAUAACCGAGGACCUAAAGGCUCAAACUCGUUGGUUUGCCGGAUGUAUGAAUCGCCCUUUCCCUGCUAUGCCACAUUUGAGCCUCCUAUAUGGGAAUUUGACAGCUGAAGAGAAAAAAAGAGCUAAAGAGAAAGUUCUUGCUAUGGAUGAGAGCAUUGCUGGACUAACAUUCCUCUUAAGUAGGAUGGCAUUGUACAGAGUCAACUUUGCAGAUAGAACUCAAAAAUCCUGGGAGAGGAUUCUUGAGGGCCACCUUCGAGUCAACUGAUUAGUUCUCCAAAGUGAAUAAUGCUUUACAACUUUUACAACUUAUAAAUAAGGCGUUCAGAAAAAUUUGGGGCAAUUUAAUUGUACCUUUGAAAUGAUAUGUAUAAACCAGAUUGUUCGAAUUAUGUAAUCGCAUUGUGUGACACAGUGAUCGAUGAGACUCACUGGUAUGUGAUA